AUGGGUGUUCUCAGUUCAUUGUCGCUACUCAACUACGUGGAAGGCGCUGGAAUAUGCGCUGUUCUAUACACAAUCGGCCUGGUGAUUUGUCGUCUAUGGUUGAGCCCAAUUGCAUCUUUCCCGGGGCCAUGGCUCGCUCGCAUCACCUUUUGGUAUGAGUUUUAUUACGAUUGGGUGAAGGCCGGACAGUUUUAUAUGCAGAUUGAACAUAUGCAUCGACAAUAUGGUCCGGUCGUACGCAUCACGCCUACCGAGAUUCAUGUCCGUGAUCCGGCAUUUUAUCACGAGCUCUUUGUAACAGGGGCUGUUCGAGAGACAAACGCUUACCCGAGAUUCGCAGAAGGGACUGGUUUUGAAGAUAUGGUCGCCGUUUCUACCACCCACGAGAUGCAUCGCGCAACACGAGCUCCCUUGAAUCCCUUCUUUUCGGUAGCUGGAAUAACUCGUGUGGAGGACCGGGCUGUUCAACGCGUAAAGCAGUUACGGGACCGAUUAGAAGAAUAUGUGAAUACCGGCAAACCAGCCAAUAUGACACAUGCUUUUGGCUCGAUGAUGACAGAUAUUGUUUCUUGUAUGUUGUUCGAGGAACCUAGCGAUUACCUUAAAGAUCCUACAUUCAAUGCCGAUUGGUUUGAGUUACUGAAGAAAGGCUCUAUGACAAUUCCGCUGCUGGCUCAUUUGCCGUGGAUCGCGAAGGUUUUGGUAAUGCCAGUGGUUCGGACCAUCUCCGAACGAGUGACUAAAUGGAGGAUCUGGGACGAUAAAGCGCGCCGACAGAUCGUCAAGGCCAAACUUAGGCCGGCAGAUGAAUCCAAGAAUCGGAGUGACACCACGCUCUUUGACCACCUCGUGCAUAGCGAGCUGGUGGAGUCGAUUUUCGGCAAUGGUGGGUUUGCUCGAUUAUCGCAAUUGAUUCAGCAAGCAGGGACCCAUAAUGUGUCCACUACCCUUGGCACUAUUGUCACCUAUCUAGGACUCAACCCGGAAAUGGAGGAGAGGCUUCGUCAAGAACUGAAGGAACUAUAUGUCGAGAGCCGUCAAGUAGGACCGUCGUGGCGGGAAUUGGAAAAAUUGCCGUACUUGAAAGCUUGCUAUCAGGAAGGCCUGCGAAUGGCAAUGGGACUAUUACAUCGACAAGUGCGAGUGUCACCAAAAGCCGACUUGGAAUGUAAUGGCUGGACAAUUCCCAAGGGAACACCAGUCUCGAUGACCAACCACUGGAUUCAUAUGGAUCCGAACGUUUUCCCAGAACCAGCCUCAUACAAUCCUUCCCGGUGGCUUAGCGGUUCGGAGAAAAUGAAGGUACAGCAAGACUACUUUGUUCCGUUCUCCAAAGGGUCUCGUGCUUGUGUAGCUAAAAAUCUCGUGGACAUGGUUGUCUACCACACCCUCGGAGAACUAAUGGAUCCCGCAACACCUAAAACAGCACCCUCUCCCCAAAUUCACAGAGGAGAGGUGUGGUACAAAGUCAACACACCAGAGUUCGACACGGUAGCCUACGAUCCUCUGGACCCUCCCAAGCGAUACCACACCGGUGUCUUCAUUGAAACAGACACGAAGACCCUCGAAGGAGCGCUAUUUCAAGUCACCGGCGACAUCAUCGCCCGGAGCGGCAUGCGGUUCGAAGUGAAAGAAAACUAUGUUCCUACAGCGGAUAGAUUUUAUCACAGAAGUACAGAUGUUGGAUGGAUUCGCCAAGCCGAUUAUCCGAGAAUAAGGGGGAUCUUGGAAGCCCUGCCCAAACCGACCAAGCAGCAGGGAAUUGACUUUUGGAGCAAGGAGCCAGAUAAGUGGAAUAAGCUUACUUGGACGAAGCAGGAUGGAGAUCUUUACGGGCCAGGCGAGCAACGGCGGCCAAUUAUGAAGUGUAAUGAAUGGACACAUCAGCUUGCGAUUCCAGAGUUGCGACGCGAAGGAAUUUUACAUAGCUCAUUUUGA
Molecule: messenger RNA, 1938 nt
Organism: Aspergillus affinis
Lineage: Eukaryota; Fungi; Ascomycota; Eurotiomycetes; Eurotiales; Aspergillaceae
Exons: 12
Coding region: 1-1938 (645 amino acids)
Molecular function (GO): heme binding; oxidoreductase activity, acting on paired donors, with incorporation or reduction of molecular oxygen; monooxygenase activity
Source: RefSeq, a predicted model, not a curated record